Messenger RNA from Nerophis lumbriciformis (worm pipefish), 882 nucleotides. The record is from RefSeq and is a predicted model, not a curated record. Lineage: Eukaryota; Metazoa; Chordata; Actinopteri; Syngnathiformes; Syngnathidae.
AUGGCUUCUCUGACUCAGAGAACCUCGGGCCUCGUCCAGCGGCGGACCGAGGCCACCCGUAGCGCCGCCGCCGACAAGGAGAGGGAGCCCGACGGCGAGGAGGACGACGCGCGUCGCGGCGAGGAGGACGAGGACGAAAAGGGGGACUCGAAAGAAACCCGGCUCACGCUCAUGGAAGAGGUACUGCUCCUGGGCCUCAAGGACCGAGAGGGUUACACGUCGUUCUGGAACGACUGCAUUUCAUCUGGCCUCCGAGGCUGCAUGUUGAUCGAACUAGCUCUCCGGGGGAGGCUACAGCUGGAGGCCUGCGGCAUGAGAAGGAAAAAUCUGCUUUCGAGAAAGGUGAUCUGCAAGUCCGACGCGCCAACUGGAGACGUGCUUCUAGACGAGGCUUUGAAGCACAUUAAGGACACACAGCCUCCCGAGACAGUCCAGAGCUGGAUAGAGCUGUUGAGCGGAGAGACAUGGAGUCCCUUUAAGCUGCACUACCAGCUGAGGAACGUCCGAGAACGUCUGGCCAAAAACCUGGUCGAGAAAGGCGUCCUCACCACGGAGAAACAGAACUUCCUGCUUUUUGACAUGACCACGCAUCCGCUCACCAAUAGCACCAUCAAACAGCGGCUGGUGAAGAAGGUCCAGGACUCUGUUCUGGAGAAGUGGGUGAAUGACCCUCAUCGCAUGGACAAGCGCCUGUUGUCUUUGAUCCUGCUGGCCCACUCAUCGGACGUGCUGGAGAACGCUUUCGCGCCUCUCCAGGACGAGCAGUAUGACUUGGGCAUGAAGAGGGUGCACACGCUCCUGGAUCUGGAGCCCGAGAAAGAGAGCGCCAAGCCCGGUGCCAAUGAACUCAUGUGGGCUGUGGUGGCUGCUUUCACCAAAUGA